AUGCGUCAAGCAGUUAACUUAUGGCUGUUUGGCGUAAUCUUGACAUGCUUGAUCCUAUCACUGCUUGCGGUUGUCUUGAGGACAAUCGGACGACGAAGAAGAAAUUCUCUGCAGUUGGAUGACUGGACUAUGGUCUUGACCGAGUACUUUACUAUGUUCGACCUCCUCUACUGCAUUACUCUGGGUCCAUUAAGAUGCAGUCUCUGUCUAACCCUGCUUAGAUUCGCUACAGGAAAACGCAUGCGGCAAGCCAUCUACAUCAUGGUCAUGGUCCAUAUCACGACAACUAUAGCAUGCUUUGUAGGCCUGAUGGCAUUGUGUCGCCCAUAUCGCACCAACUGGCGAUACUUCUACGACUUUCCGGGAUACCCAAAGAGNGGGUCCUGCUUCAGCGGCGUCGUUAUCGAGGUUCUGGUCUACAUGUUGACGGCAAUCACCUCCAUAUCUGACUUGAUAUGUGUCAUCAUUCCUGGCAUUCUCUUCUGGAAGUCACGGAUGAAUCGUCAGAAAAAGAUCAUGGCAUGGAUGCUACUUAGCUUAGGCCUGCUAGCUUCAAUAGCUACGUUGGUCCGACUGCCUUUCACGCCAUAUUGGGUUGCUAANAAAGAUCGUGUUUGGGGUCUCGGUAUGGCAACACUUUGUUGUUGCGUCGAAAUUUGUUUGGGUAUCCUCGCUGGAUGUGCUUCUGCACUCAAGCCCUUCGUUGUCGGUAUAGUACCCAAGCUCAGGUCGCGCUUCUCAUCAGGGCAAGACGUAUCGUUGCCGACGUCAAGUUCAGGCAGAGUACGCAAUCUGAAAGGACUAACGUGUUUCUCUUACAACACUACGGAUCUCAAGACGAUCCAUUCCCCAAGAGGCGAUGUGAUUUGGAUUGCGCCCAUCCAGGACCUAAGCUCGUCGGAUUCGGAGUCUGCUCCAACAAACAAUCGGAAUAGCGUCUGA
Messenger RNA from Aureobasidium vineae, 942 nucleotides. The record is from the annotation of a GenBank genome assembly. Lineage: Eukaryota; Fungi; Ascomycota; Dothideomycetes; Dothideales; Saccotheciaceae.